Messenger RNA from Glossina fuscipes, 617 nucleotides. RefSeq names its product 28S ribosomal protein S10, mitochondrial (gene mRpS10). Bases 64 to 558 code for a protein of 164 amino acids. Lineage: Eukaryota; Metazoa; Arthropoda; Insecta; Diptera; Glossinidae. Gene Ontology annotation, cellular component: mitochondrial small ribosomal subunit; mitochondrion. The record is from RefSeq and is a predicted model, not a curated record. The transcript is spliced from 3 exons.
AUUGAAGUCAUAUGUUAACUGUAUAGUCUGGUUUACAAUUUCUCUUUUAUAAAUUUACUAAAAAUGAUAAGUUCUAUAAUAAGAAAUCUUCGUAUACAUCGCGAUUUCAGUAGUCUACGAGCUCUGGCUACUGGCGGAAAUGUUGUUAGCAAAAAUAGUAAGACUGCACCUAUGCUAAAUGAGGAACGAGAUAAAUUGUACAGUAAACUAGAAAUUGAAAUAAGAGGCGUUGAUCCAGCCGUACUAAAAAGCUAUUCCUGGUUUGCUACAACGGCUGCUAAUCAUUUAGAUAUAGAAGUCGGAAAAUGCUACUCCGCCCGUAAAGCUUCUAAAGAACGUCUAACGUUAUUGAAGUGUGUGCAUAUUUAUAAAAAACAUCGUGUCCAGUAUGAGAUACGCACUUAUUUUCGUUACAUGAAUUUUCAUAAGUUAACCGAAUCGACUUUGGAUACUUUUUUAGAAUAUAUCGAACGCAAUUUACCUGAAGGCGUUGCCCUACUUGCUACAAGAACAGAAAUCCAAGAAAUUCCCGAGCAUCUGAGGCAGCCACCAAGUUAAACAUAGUUUUCUAAUGAAUACAUCGAUGCGAGAUUAAGCGUAUAUAUCCUCAAUAAUUU